UUUUCCCAAAUAAAGAAAAUUAAAUCCAUUGUAUCUCUAUAUAACCUCACAAAACUUUUCUCUCAUCCUCUCCUUCUCCAUCCUCUUCUUCCCUUUUUGGUAGCUUAGGCGUUUUAGGGCAUAGAUCUUAAUAGAUCCGGUUAAGGAUGAGCCGCUACGCUGCCUUGGAGGAGAUGAGAGCCGAGCUGCGCCAAGGCCCCGUCUUUUGCCCUAAACCUCGUCGGCUUAGUCAGCUCGCCGGUGUCGCCGCCCUCGAUCGCCACCGUCUCCGGCCCGAUUCCCCUUCUCCCUCCGACCUCCUUGAUCUUUUCCUCUCAAAGGGAGGGGAGCAUAACCAGGUGGGAUCGUCACCGCCGUUCUUUAACGGGUCGCCGCCGACCAGAUCCGCUAACCCGUUAGUGCACGACGCCCGGUUCAGAGAAGAUAAACCGGUUUUCCAGACCGGACCGGUUCACCAAACCGGUUCGCCCUUAUCUCCAACAAGGAAAGGGUGCGGUCCAACCAAGUUUGGGUUCAAACCGGCCCCGGUCCGCAUCGAGGGUUUUGCGUGCCUCGACCGCCGUGACCACCCAACUCGCGGCAUCACUGCCAUGGCAUAAUCCGUAAAUAUUACCACCUCUGAGCCGAUUAAGUUAAGCUAACUACAAAGAUUAGUUGUUAAUGAUCUUCUUAAUGAUCUUUAUGAUGAUGAUGAUGAUUAUCUUGUUUAUGUUUGUGUUUUGUGCUGUUGUUGAGGAAGAGAGGAUGUCACUGUGAAUAUAAUUUUCUGGGGGACUUUUUUGUAAUUAUGUAAGUCCAAUAUGUAGAUAUGUUUUUCUUUGUUUUUUUUUUUUAAACAAAAAUCUUUGUAAUAAUUUUGAGAAAAUGGAAAAAGCUUUGAAAGAAAAAGCUUUUCCAUUUGUAUGUUGGUUUUGAAAUUUAUCUUUUUUUUUUUUUUAAUUUUUUUCAUCCUCA
Molecule: messenger RNA, 954 nt
Organism: Dioscorea cayenensis subsp. rotundata (Guinea yam)
Lineage: Eukaryota; Viridiplantae; Streptophyta; Magnoliopsida; Dioscoreales; Dioscoreaceae
Exons: 3
Coding region: 147-599 (150 amino acids)
Source: RefSeq, a predicted model, not a curated record